AUGUCAAGUAAGGAGAACUUGGCAACUCAAGAAGCCGAAAAUGGGGACACCGAUGCGAAUUCGAGCGGCUUGCGAAGGCGAAAUAUCGUCGAGUCUGCACAACAAAAAUUCGAACAAGCAUCGCAACUACUCAGAAGAAAGAUACCGUACUCGGGCCAUUUCCUCGCCCCGAAACGACUUUGGCUGAAACGAGUAUUCACACCGAAUUGCGAUGUAGUUAUCACAUUUCCACCAGGAGCGAAGGAUUCGUUGUUGAUGUGGCUGUUGUCCAAAUUGAGACAGUCCCCCGGUUUAACUGUACACGUUCGUCAUCACAAUUCGACCCAGUCGAGUGCUUUCUACGUCACAGCUCCUUUUAUGAUUCUUCUUAGAGCCGCCGAAGAAUACCAUCUUCCGAAAGUCCUUAAAGAAGACAAAGGCGGCGGCUUGAAGGAAUUCUGUCUGCAAGAGAUGGCCUCUUACGAAAAUUCCCACGACGAAAAACGAUUUUUCACGACGGAAGAACGACAAUGGCUCAUUUUGCACGUCCUCGAAAGCAUCAGAGCCAAACCCGCCGAUUCGGAUGUUAUACCGGGCGUUACUCUAAUAGAAGGACAACCUAUAGUUCCGAAAUGCCUUACCGAAGGUAUUAUUAGCCAAGUGUUUCCGUUACACGAACCGGGAGCUCUGGAAAGGCUCCAGAAUUCUUGGGUACGCGACGUUUUCUCCAAACAACCCUUAGACGAAAUCACCGAGUAUUUCGGCGUUAAAAUCGGAAUGUACUUCGCCUGGCUCGGCCAUUACACCACCGCUUUGAGCAUUCCCGCCAUUUUCGGAUUCGUAUUUUGGUUGUGCUGCAACGGGAAACACCAAACGUUAGAAGACAUCGGUUACGUGAUGUUCUCCAUAUUCAACGUGGUUUGGGUGACGACAUAUCUGCAAGCUUGGAAACGUUAUUCGGCCGAAUUGGCCUUUCGUUGGGGCACGUUAGAUCAAAGGGACAAUCUCCUGGCGGAGCCGAGACCUUUAUUUAGGCUGCCUCGACAUGUCGUCGUUUGUUCGCAGGGCCCUUUAGAAAGGAGUCCCGUCACGAAGAGAUUGGAGCCCCGCCAUCCGGCUUGGAAGCGACACGUUUUCAGGUAUUUCGUCUCCGUGCCGAUCAUUACCGUUUGUUUGAUCGCCGUCUUUUGCAUCAUGAUCGUUUCGCUUCAAAUACAGGAUUAUUGGGAUAAUUUCCUGAGGAAUCACAGUUUGCCCCAUUGGUUGGGGUACAUUCCGAAAAUCGGAUUGGCCGUGAUAAUAUCCCUAAUGGACGAAGCUUAUUUUAAAAUAGCCGUUUGGUUAAACGACAAAGAAAAUUAUCGUCUCGAGACCAAAUAUGAAAAUCAUCUCAUCGGAAAAGUGGCUCUGUUUCAAUUCGUAAAUUCGUUUUUGUCGUUAUUCUACAUCGCCUUCUAUCUUCAAGAUCAGGCCCGUUUGAAAGAGCAAUUGGCCGCCCUGUUGAUAGCCCGUCAAGUAAUCGGCAAUCUGAAGGAAUCCGCGUUGCCCUACAUGUUGGAACACAUGCGUUUGGCCAAAAUGAGCUUCGACCUUUGGGGCGCCCUCAGCCCUUCGUCAUCCAAAUCGCCACCGGGCUCUGCGGAGACUUCCAUCGACGGUGAGGAGAAUAACGAUGGAAAAGACGACGGCAAUUCCGAACGAUCGAAUGCCAAACGAACGAUGAGCCAAGCCGAGCUCGAAAGUACUUUGUACAAAUACGACGGUACGUUCGCCGAUCAUUUGGAAAUGACCAUCCAAUUGGGCUACGUAAUAUUAUUCUCGUCGGCAUUUCCACCGGCCGCUUUGUGCGCCAUGUUCAACAAUCUCAUCGAAAUUCGAAGCGACGCCUUCAAAUUGGGCUACGUUUGUCAAAGACCAUUCGGUCAAAGGGUGCCCAACAUCGGUACGUGGCAGAAUUGCAUGGAACACAUGAGCAUAAUGGCGGUGUUGGUGAAUUGCGCUCUGAUCGGCCUCUCCGGUCAAGUACAUCGAAUGUUCUCCGACAUGACGGCUACUCAAACUAUUCUGCUCAUCGUCGCUCUCGAGCACAUCAUGCUGGUGAUUAGAUUCAUAAUAACGUGCGCCAUACCCGAUAUACCCGGUUGGUUGGCCACCGAAAUGGCCAAAAUCGAAUGGGCUCGAAGAGAGGCGAGCAGGAUAACGACCAACACGCCAUCGCCCGAAGAAAUUACAUCUAAACUCAUCGGACGUUUCUCGGUAUCGCCCAUUCACGCGGCGUCGUCGCAAAAUUCGGAGAGCUUCAAACGAUCGAUGGAGAAAUUGAAACAGUACGAUUUCGAUCGUUCCAAAGACGCCACGCCCGUCCCGACGCCCACGACGCCCGGCGGCGUCGCCUCCGUCUCCGGCACGCCGCCGUCCAUUCAUUCGAAAAAUACGGGGGGCGUUACGAUAGACAGCAUACAGGAGAUACCGCCGUUCAGACCGAGAAAAUCCAAGGAAUGGAUCCCUUCGGAGGGCGAUACACAUCAUCUGACCAUUGGUCCGGGCGGGGCCGAAUGGACUCGACGAUUGAAAGACGAUUCGGAGGUUCACAAGAGCACCGAUUGCAUCGCUCCCAAGGACGCUUCUAGUUCGGAUUCGGACCUGUUGAAAACCAGCCCGUUGUGGCCUCCGAGGCCGCGAUCGCCGCCCCCCGUACCGGCCAGGGCGAGACCGUUGGUGCCCCAGGAUCCCGCCCUCGGCGACAGUUCUAAGAGUGUAUCGAGCCAGGAGGCGGCAGACGAGGCGGCCAAAUUGGCUGCGGAAGAACUGGCGGCGAAAAAGACGAGAGUGAAACAGAGUUUGAUGAAGAGGGCGAGAUCCGUGGCUAUAUUCUCGUUGAAAUUGAAGGAACGUCGAGCUCGAGAAGCGCUGGAGAAAGGUCUGAAGCCGCCGGUGACGCCGACGGCGCCGACGCCUCUGCCGCCCCCGCAACAGGGCGGCGAGUUGUCUUGUAUACCUAUAGAAAAGUUAAUUCAACUGGACGAUUUGAAGUGCAUUCAGAAGCCUAAUAAUUCAUCGGGUACUUCGUAG
Molecule: messenger RNA, 3051 nt
Organism: Phyllotreta striolata
Lineage: Eukaryota; Metazoa; Arthropoda; Insecta; Coleoptera; Chrysomelidae
Source: the annotation of a GenBank genome assembly